Punctularia strigosozonata HHB-11173 SS5 is the source of this 1421-nucleotide messenger RNA. RefSeq lists its product as uncharacterized. Lineage: Eukaryota; Fungi; Basidiomycota; Agaricomycetes; Corticiales; Punctulariaceae. The coding region runs from base 104 to 1099 and encodes 331 amino acids. The record is from RefSeq and is a predicted model, not a curated record. The transcript has 7 exons.
GCGACGUCGCACGGGAGCUUCUCGAGGUGCCGAGAAUAUGUCGUCACGUACCAGUACGAAGGGAAAGAUCUAUCCACGACGUGGGUUGUUGGAUCUGGAGAAGAUGAGAGACGAAGCGGAGGACAUAGACAGAGCUAUGGGGGAGACGGAGGCCAUGGCAGCGCGAGUGCUGAUGCGCGUUCAGAGCAUCUUGCUGGACGUCUUUGAGGACAUCGAGCAUCUCAACGCGAAACGGGCGACAGCUUUGCUGAAGAUGGAUGAUCAGGACGUAGAUGUGUCUCAACCUCACAGUACGAAUGAUGACGAUGAGACUGCGCCUGCACCCGAAGAUGCACCACCGGAGACUACGAAGCCGCCUACACCGGCUGAUUACGAGGCCGCCAUCGCGAUGUUGAGCGACCUCCGCUCCCGGAUCAGCAACGACGUGGUUCCAAACGAGCACCUCCAGGCGUUAUGCGCCGAAAUCGACGUCUUCCGAGCGCAGAAGCAUAUCCCUCAUGUAUGCCCCCGAACCGCCGAGCAACAAGAAGCCACGCAGUGGUUCCCAUUCUCUCAACCAAGGCCGAGGAUCGGCGUCGAUCCCCAAGGGUUUCCAUACGAGGACUGGGGCCACUCCCCGCCAUCCAAUUCCAGAUUUAUCCGUCGCCUCGAGAAAGAAAACCUCCUUCUCACGCCCCUUUCCGCUCGGCGCCCGCGAGUCUUCAAGAAGCAAUGCAUGGUCCAGUUUCAACACAUACCGCUCUCCAUUCUAACCCAAAUGGAGAUCUGGCACUACGAACAGGGGCGCUGCUCCGACUGCAUUGUCAGGGCUUUGAAGACGUUUCCGCCAUGGGUAAUUGAUCUCGUCACUAACGAAGCACUAGAAGACGGCAACCCUGUGUUUCGGAACGGUCUCAAGGACGAAUUAAUCGAGUGGGACGAUGCGACAAGACGAUGUCGUCACCUCGUCUUCGAUCAUUACCGAUGGAUAGCGAUAGAAGAACUGGAGGAGAGGGCGUAUGACAGUGCGGCGGAUCCGCUCAUCGUCAAUGGGACAAGAGCUACGCCUGUUCCGGCAUAUAAUCGAUAUCACUGGAUUGAUGGGCUACGUCGACCGUGACUUGAAACCGGUGAACAUUCUCGUGUUCCAUACCGAUGAUCGAGGACGCCUCAGCAUCAAGAGUGUUGAUUUCAGUUUCGUGACGCGCACGCCGAGGCGAGGGGAGACGGUGAUCGGUUCCGGCUGGCUCUAGUGCUUGGGAUCCAUGGGAGAUAACGGAACGGAGCUACUCCGAGAGCGGCGACGCCUCUAGCGGGGGUGUCAUUCUAUUCUUCAUCGUCCGAGAGGGUGUCCGGAGCAAGGGGAAUAAGUGAUUUGCAACAUCGAUGCCGUUACCCUCGUUCUUUGCCUUGAAUGGCCCUCCUCUCUGUUAUGUAGUCAG